AUGGGCUCCAGCCGCGCCGCCCCCGCGCUCUGGCUGGUCCUCGCGGUUCUUUUUCUGCGCGCUCCCAGAGUGGAUUGUGAAUCUGAUCCUCCUGACACGGUGUACUUGCCAGCUGAACUAAAAGUACUCAAUGGCUCAGAGUAUUUCCAUCUUCAGCGUACUGACCGUUACUCACCAGGAAAUGCCUCCUUCAGCUCUCGCUCAGAGACCUUCCUCUUCCUUCAUCGUCGACUUGCAGGAAAGCCCAGCAUCCAGGCUACCUACCUUCCUUUCACUGCCCAGCAGGCAGUUCCAGCAGAUAAUUCCCAGUUGACAGAUGUUGCUACCACCUGGGACAUCCGUGCGGUAUCCAUUGAGGGCACAGUAUCUCCUUAUGAGCCAUACGCUCGCGUCCUUUUCCACCUCCAGGGGCAGGAUUGGAUGUCAAGACAACAGUCUCUGCCUUGUGUCAGCCUACAUGUCUUCCAUCAGACCCAGGUUGUGCAUCGGGCCUGCCGCCUUCAGGCUCCCCUGGGAAUGUGUGUGGUGGAACUAGAACUCCCCCCUCGCUGGUUCUCUCCUCCACUUGCCACUCUUCAGCACAGAUCAGAAGAUUCAGCCAUCCUACCUCUAAGAGCAGAGCUGUACUAUAGGCUGGAGCUCUCUUUACCCGGGAAGAUACACAAAGAUUGUCCCCAUGUGCGAACACAGCAGAGGCCACAUCUGGGUACAGAAGGCCCCAAGGAGCAGCUGCACUACGUGGGCCCUGUGGACAUCAGAGUGAUGAGUCCGCCACGACGCCAGGAAGUGCGGCUGGAUGACAAUGUGAUGGUCCGAGUACCUGACACUGCCCUGCGCCCAGGACAGCUGUUCACUGCCACUCUCAUUCUGCAACAGAACUUCACAGCGGAUCUGCUGACUCUCCGAAUCAAAGUAAAGAAAGGGUUACAGGUUCUGGCUGCUCGCCCCACCAGACCAGAGGCUUGGACAGCAAAGCUGGACAAGUUCAAGAGUGCCAAACACCACACCGCUUUGAUCACUUGUCGUCGUUCUGCCAGCAGUGGGUUGGAAUGGAAGGCAACGUAUUCUCCAGAGUUCCUGUAUUUGGAUUUUCUUGUGGAGAAUGGUACAGGUUCUCUGGCCUCCACACGUCCUGUCACCUGGCAAGUGGAGUACCCUGGCCAGGAUCCUGAGGCUGAGAAGGACAAGAUGGUGUGGGAGAUUCAAGUAUCAGAGAGAGAUGUGCGGGCCUUGGUUCCAUUAGUAAAGGAACAGGAAAUUGUGAACACUGCACUCCUCACAGGAAUCCCUCAGUCUGUGCCCGUGAGGCUGGUUGUGGUUGAAACAGGAGGAGCUGUUUCAGAAGUAACACAGCAGAUGGGGUGUGAGUCUUCUAAUAAGCAGGUCCUACAGGUAUCAGAUGUAUGUGAUGCUGUCUAUGUAGGGGGAAAAGAGAGCCGAGGGGCACGUGGCGUACGGGUGGAUUUCUGGUACCGUCGUCUACAUGCAUCACUACUCUUUACUGUCUGGGCCCCACUUCUGCCUUUGCGCAUUGAACUGACUGAUACCUCUUUGGAGCAAAUACGAGGCUGGAGGGUCCCUGGCCCAGCCUCUGAGAGUCCAGCAGAGCCAGAAGAGGGUGGAGAAGAAGCUGAGAGGAGAGCGCGUGGCUGUCGGCUCCAGUACCAACGUGCAGGGGUCCGUUUCCUCACCCAUUUUGUGGCUCACCCUCUAGAUGGUGGACGUCACCUGACCUACAUGCCAAAAGCUGAGAGGAGAGCGCGUGGCUGUCGGCUCCAGUACCAACGUGCAGGGGUCCGUUUCCUCACCCAUUUUGUGGCUCACCCUCUAGAUGGUGGACGUCACCUGACCUACAUGCCAAGCUCUGAUUGGCUGCUGGAUGUCUCGCAUCUGGUGCGGAAGCAUGCUAGAAUCCAAGACCCUCGAGUAGCAACGCUGGAAGGUGGGAGUGUGGUGGUUGGCCGUGAAGUAGGAAUGACCUCUGUGGAGGUGCGUUCUCCUGUUUCUGAUUCUAUCUUGGGGGAACAGACUCUGGUGGUAUCAGAAGAAAAGGUCUUGGUCUCAGAGCUGCAAGCCCAGCUGGUAUCAGGUCUAUCAUUGACACUCUCUGCAGAACCAGGACAUCUGAAUGUUUUCACUGCGACGUGCCAGGGACUUUCUGCUUUGCAUUCCCUGAAGCAGGAAGCAGUUCUGAGCAUUUGGUUGGUAUUCAGUGAUCACACCUUGGCUCCAGUAGAGCUUUAUGGUUGGCGGGAUGCAUCUCUCUUGCUUUCUUCUUUGAAUCCUGAUGUGGUUUCUGUGCGGCUGGAAGAGGAGCACUCUUACCCAGUGAUCAUUGCUGAAGGUCCAGGCCAGGGGUCCCUCCUGCAGCUCAGCCUACAUUCCCCAGACUCUUGCCGCAAGGGGAAACAUAGGGCUCCCCUUUCCCAGGGGACAGCAUGGCUGGAAGUGAACUUUGGCUGGAACCUUCUGACCACUAAGAGCCCACAGCAAGAAGAUCUCCAUCUACAUGGUAAGGCCCCCUUUCAGCGAGCAGAAGGUAUCACAUCAGGUGAAGCAGUGACUGUUGCAGCUAUCACAGAGAGUGGAAGAGGUUCAAGGAGGCAUGGCCCUGUAGCACUAGGGCCACCGAUGACCAAAUUUGAGGGGGCUGGUGCUAGCUCCUAUGAGGAUAUUGAACAAGUGGAGGAAGUGGAGGAAGAUGAGAUGGUGAAGGCACCUGCAAUGGUGACAGAUCUAGAGAUUGGCAUGUAUGUACUCCUGGGAGUUUUCUGUCUUGCCAUCUUUAUCUUCCUCAUCAACUGUGUGGCCUUUGUCCUUCGUUACCAGCACAAGGAACCUCCUGAUGCUGGAUCCGCUCCAGUUUCUUCUGCCCAGCAGCCUCACAAUUGGAUCUGGCUAGGCACUGACCAGGAGGAGAUUAAUCAGCAGCUGGAUCUGUGCAAGCAGCACUGCAAAGACCAGCCUCAGGGCCCUUCUAGCGCCAAUGAUGAGUACGCUUGCUGUGCAGGGCCAGAAGGAACUUUGGAAGCUGUGGCCCCAGAGGGCCCAGCCCCAUUACCAGAGCCAGAAACAGGGGUCUCUGCUAGUAAUUUGGGCCUGACUGCCCCAGGGAACCCAGCUCUUACCACUACCUUGUCCAGGAAGAAAGAGGGCAGGGAGGUGGGUGGUCGGAGGAAGCGUGUAGAAUUUGUGACCUUUGCUUCACCAUCCAGCUCUACUCCCAGCCCCCCUGCUUCUGGACCAGUUGUUCAGUCCAUCCUGGUGGCCAGUGAAGAUGACAUUCGUUGGGUGUGUGAGGACAUGGGGCUGCGUGAUCCAGAUGAGCUGCGCAGCUACAUGGAAAGGAUCCGGGGUAGCUCCUGAUCUCCCCUACCCCAUCUGUAUGGGCAAACCAAUAAGAUGGUCACCCCCUUAGGUGCUCUCUUAGGAUCAUUCAGCUGAGCUUUCUACCUGCUCCUUUUUAAUGGGGGCUCUCCACAACAGGACACCAGCCUUGGACUAGUUUGUGAGGGGAAAACGGGCCAGAGAUAUUUCUGCUGCUCUCUAUGUUAGAGAUCCACUUCCUUGGCUAUCCUAUCGUUUUCAUUCUGGUUAGAGACAUUCUCUCCUCCGUUUAUUCUCUCAGCAGAACUAGCACAUUCCUCCUGGGAAGAGAGCCCACGUGUCCCCAUUGCGUCUCCCUCCACCCCCUAAAAUAAUUCUUAUUAGGUGUGGAUGAGGGGUUUGCAGACCAGAAAUUAGCUGCAGGUGAGUGGUAAGCUGGCUGUGAUGUGCUGUGGAGGUGAUCUAGGGGGGCUGGUCCAAAACCUCACAUAUUGCUUUGACCCUCAUUGCCAGUGUGUGUCCAUUGUGAUGGUUUGAGCAACAAGUGUCUUUCCGUCCUUCCUGUGGUCUGAGCCUGGGGCUCUGCCCCCACCCCAGUCCCCUGAUCCCUCCCCUAAAGCUGGGCAAGGACAGAGCUCCAGGGAGCACUGGCUGGGCCUUUCCCACCCUGGUUGUGUGCCUGAUGUCCUUAAGAGUUUUGUACAAUCGCUCAUAUUUUAUACCGUA
Messenger RNA from Python bivittatus (Burmese python), 4053 nucleotides. NCBI's taxonomy places the organism in Eukaryota, Metazoa, Chordata, Lepidosauria, Squamata, Pythonidae. The record is from RefSeq and is a predicted model, not a curated record.